This is a messenger RNA of Cyclocybe aegerita, 774 nucleotides long. The record is from the annotation of a GenBank genome assembly. Lineage: Eukaryota; Fungi; Basidiomycota; Agaricomycetes; Agaricales; Hemipholiotaceae.
AUGUCUCCAAUCCGUCUGGUCACAUUCGACGCCCUCUACACACUCAUAACCCUCCGCUAUCCCGUUCACGUGCAGUAUUCGCAAGUAUUUGCGCCAUACGUAGGCGUGUUGCAGCCCGAAGCCAUCCAAAUGUCCUUCAAAGAGGCAUGGAAGGUAAUCGAAAGGGAAGACUCCUCUAAUCCUAGAGGCUCGGAAGAGAAGUGGCGAGAUAUCAUUCGGAGGACGGCUCUCGGAGCAGGAGCUAACCAGCAAGCAUUGGACGUGUCGCUGUCCGAGAUACUGCCUCGCCUCAUGGAACGAUUCAGUAGCAAAGAAGGGUACAAGGCCUUCGACGAUGCCAUUCCCACAAUCCAUCGACUCAACGACGAGCUAGGAGUUCGAACGGCUGUCAUUAGCAAUGGAGAUUUUCGCAUACGCUCCGCCCUGACAUCCCUCGGGUUUCCCGACACACUUAACUCAAUCAUCCUCAGUGACGUGGAAGGUGUUGAGAAACCUUCUCCUGAAAUCUUCAUGAAAGCAUUAGACGCCGUCAACGCAACAAUAUCACCCAAAAAGUAUAUCCAACCUGCUGAGUGUCUUCACGUAGGAGACGAGUUGGUCUGCGACUAUAAGGGUGCCACAGGCGCAGGUUUCGAAGCCUUGUUACUGCGCCGACAUGGUGUUGAAGGAGAACGUGCGCAUAGAGGCCAAGACGAAGACGAAGACCUAAUAGGUGUUCCUGUCAUCCAUAAUCUGGACGCCGUCGUAGAUGUGGUGCGUGAGAGACCCUCGUAA